CUGGCACUUGUCGCGCCGGCCCAUACGAGGCCCAGUUCCCGACACGGGCCCGCCCCGCCGUUCAUCCUCCUCCAAACCCUCCACGCCUUCCAGAACCUUCCAUUCCCCAAAUGGCCGUCUCUCUCCUCCCCGCUCCCCACCGCUCCUCGCUCCCUCGCCGCCGCUCCAGCCGCCGAGAGGAGAGUUCGGUCCCGUCACGGCAGACGCUCCACCACAAUCUUCUCCAUUAGGGCCGGCGACGGAGGUACGGGGAGGAGGGUUUUGGUGUGGUCGCUUGGUUGGGAGGGUUCUUGGGGUUUGGGUGUAUGGACCCAAUGCUGAGUCUGGUCAAGGAGGAGGAGGAGGAUGGCGACGGGACAGGCGACUCGCCGGGGGCCACGGCGGCACCGAGGCCGCUGGAGGGGCUGCGCGGUGCCAAGCCGUCGCUUUUCCUGACAAAGACGUACGACAUGGUCGAUGACCGGAGCACCGACGACGUCGUGUCGUGGAGCGCCGGCAAUAACAGCCUCGUCGUCUGGGAUCUGCACCACUUCUCCACAGUGCUGCUGCCGAGGCACUUCAAGCACAGCAACUUCUCCAGCUUUGUCAAGCAGCUCAACACCUAUGGUUUCAGAAAGGUGGAUCCUGAUCGAUGGGAGUUUGCCAACGAGGGUUUUUUACGUGGACAGAGGCACCUUCUGAAGAACAUCAGACGUCGAAGACCUCCCGCUAAUACUGCUCCAAAUCAGCAAUCUCUUGGAUCAUACCUUGAGGUGGGACACUUUGGAAAUCAUACAGAUACCGACCAGCUGAAAAGGGACAAGCAACUAUUGAUGGCAGAAGUGGUGAAGCUAAGGCAGGAACAGCAGAGCAUGAAAACGCACCUGAAAGGCAUGGAGGAGAGGCUACGUGGAACCGAGCGGAAGCAGCAGCAAAUGACAGCAUUCCUGGCACGUGUCUUCCGGAACCCUGAAUUAUUGAAGCAACUGAUUUCCCUGAAUGGGGUGAGGAAGGAGCUCCAUGACGCUAUGUCAAAGAAAAGGAGGCGUAACAUCGAUCAGGGUCCUGAAGCUGAUGACAUGGGUGCUAGUGGCAGCCUGGAGCAAGAAUCACCUGUUCUGUCUGAUCCCUAUGAGUCAGUGGAACUUCUUGGAGAGGUGUCGGUGGAACUCCUUGCUGACGGCGUCCCACCUGAGCUGGAAAGUUCAGUGGCACUCCUUGCUGAUGGGAUCCCACCUGACCUGGAAGGUGCGGCAGAACUCCUUGUUGAUGUGAUUCCAUCUGAUCUCAACGACUCAGGCAUCGACACUGACGGUGUAAAGCCACAGGAUUUUGGUCUUGGUACCUGUGAAGUGCAGCAGAACAGAGCCCAGGGGGUGUUGCAUGAUGAUUUCUGGGAGGAGCUGAUGAGCAGAGCACUCAGCGAGGAGGAUGACAGCCCGGUUAACUUGGACGACAUGGAUGCGCUGUCUGAGAAGAUGGAUUUUCUCGUCCCAAACAGUCCGACCCGCGCAACCUAGUUCCAAUUUCAUUCUGUUAUAUCGCCGUGACUUCCGCCCUGUUUCGUCUGUCCACCCUGCAGUCUGUACGCAGGGAAUUCUGCUGUGUCGAUGGUGAUUCCCCUUCGUGUCUGUCGUCUAAACUCUGCAGCGGGACAUAUUUCCAUGAAACCCUUACGAGUGUUUCCUCCGAUUGAGCUUAGAGAUCUGUUCGUUUUUCAGGCAACAUAGACUGUCAGUCUGUAAUGCGGGUAGUGCUAGCGAUUGAAUGACGCAUGUUCUGAUCUGUACGGUGUAAGACAGUUUUCUGGGGUUAAAAAAGGUGUAGUAUUGUAGAUGUA
Molecule: messenger RNA, 1819 nt
Organism: Aegilops tauschii subsp. strangulata
Lineage: Eukaryota; Viridiplantae; Streptophyta; Magnoliopsida; Poales; Poaceae
Source: RefSeq, a predicted model, not a curated record